Molecule: messenger RNA, 2799 nt
Organism: Fusarium verticillioides 7600
Lineage: Eukaryota; Fungi; Ascomycota; Sordariomycetes; Hypocreales; Nectriaceae
Product: kinetochore protein NDC80
Exons: 3
Coding region: 239-2422 (727 amino acids)
Biological process (GO): attachment of mitotic spindle microtubules to kinetochore
Cellular component (GO): Ndc80 complex
Source: RefSeq, a predicted model, not a curated record
GACCAAUCAAGCUGAGCUAAUGGUUUGUUUACUUUCCUCCCGAGCAACACUUCUGUAACGCCUAAUCUCCCCUACCCUACUCUCUUUACCUGACUUUACGCCAUUCUGCAUUUUCACAUCCCACUUUACAUCAACAACAUUAUCACGACGACCCCUCCGCGUAUACAACAACUCACGAUAGUCGCCUGCUUUGCGCAUGCACCUCAUUGCAGUCGCCUGCUUCCCCUUUCACUAGAUCAUGUCCCAAGAUACGGGCCUUUGGAGCGUCCGUAGACCCAGAGAGACCCUUGGUGGUAUUAAUGCAAACAGCGCCAUUCCGCAGCCUGGUUCGACUAUGAAGCGAUCCAGCUCCAAUAUUGGCGGCAAUUACCCAGGCAGUCAUGUCCGUUCCAUGUCGGGAUCUAGGCAAUCCCUUGCCAUGCCACGACCUAACCAGCCUCUAUUCCAACGAUCGUCAUCUGGAACCAAUCUUGCUGACCUUGGCCUUUCGUCGGUGAAGCGCUCUUCGUUUGCGCCUAAAGCCUCCGCCUUCACACCAAAUCCUACAACACGAGCUUCCACUGAUGGCGAUCGGCGCAGCAGCGUGUACCGACCUCGUCAAUCUACCGCUCCUCCAACGACGCACCAGAGUUUCUUUCAAACUACGCCUGCCCCAGCUGGUGUACCCCGCGACCCGCGACCCCUGAAAGAUCGAUCUUUUCAAGCUCGUAUUGGACAAGAAAUUUUAGAAUACAUGGUCCAACACAACUUCGAAAUGGAGAUGAAGCAUGUUCUUUCGCAAAAUGUGCUCAAAUCGCCGACGCAGAAGGAUUUCAACUACAUGUUCCAGUGGCUCUAUCAUCGUAUAGACCCCAGCCAUAAGUUCCAGAAGAAUAUCGACCAGGAAGUGCCUCCUCUACUCAAGCAAAUGCGAUAUCCUUUCGAAAGAAGUAUCACAAAGAGUCAGAUUGCUGCUGUCGGAGGUCAGAACUGGAGUACAUUCCUUGGCCUUCUUCACUGGAUGAUGCAACUCGCACAGAUGCUCGACGGCUAUGUGAACUGCCAAUACGAUGAGGCUUGUAUGGAGAGUGGCAUUGACGUUAGUGGUGACCGCAUCAUCUUUGACUUCCUCAGUAAUGGUUACCGGGAUUGGUUGGCCAUGGACGAGGAUAUGGGUGAUGAAGAGGCUGAACGUGUUUUGGCCCCCCAUGUUCAAUCCAUGGCAGCCGCCUUUGAGCGAUCAAAUUCCAAAUACACAUCAGAACUCGAAAUGCUAGAAGCUGAAAACGCACGACUUCUUAAGGAAAUCGAGGAUUUGGAAAAGUCGACACCCGACCCUGCGGUUCUUGACAACCACUUCAAGAUUAUGGAGGAGGAUAAGAUCAAGUUUGAGGAGUAUAAUGCCCUGGCAAUGCAAAGGUCCGAGAAGUACGAGAGCCGGUCUCAAGUCCUUCAAGAAGAGCUCGACAAACUCAUGGAAGAGCUUCAAGAGGCCGACGAGGAGCGACGAAGCCUACAAAAAGCUGUGGAUGCCCAAGGAAUCAGCAUGCAGGAUAUUGACCGCAUGACUGCAGAGCGGGAGCGAUUGCAGCGCGGCAUUGAGUCAGCUGGCCAACGACUGGAGGAAGUAAAGAAGAAGGUGACGGAGCGAGAGACUGAGGCGAGCCGAAAACUAGAUGAAUUGGAGCAAAUGGUGGAUCGAUACAACACAAUGGCGUAUCAGAUUGCACUAAUCCCUUCGACGGCAGCCAACGCCAAGGGCAGGGAGUUUGAGCUCCAGGUCAUGGUGGCCGAUAGCUCGGAUUACACUUCUACCAACUUGAAGGGGUCAUCAGGCCCAUCGUCUGCGGACCGUCUCCUUGUUGACGCCACCACUGGAUACCAAGCAGGUCAUAUUCUCAACUUGGACCUUCGCGGACAAAUCCGAAACAGCUUCCUAUCGCUGCGCAAGGAAAUCUCAGAUCGCCGAGCAGCAGCGAUGGAAGAAAUGAUGAAGGAUCACGAUCUGCUUGAUGGCAUCAAGGAGGCCAUCGAAGACAGGCGCAGUGAAGUGGAGGCACUCAACCACCGUGUUCGAGCAGCAGAAGAGGAGUAUGAAAGAACGAAAGAGGUGUCGACAGCACAGAAGAUGGCCUCUGACGCACACAUUGAGAAGAUGGAGAAGGAACUGUCACGUAUGCGAGCUGGCUUGUCUGAGAAUGUGCAAAUUCUGGAGCAGCGUGAGAUCAACACAACAAUUGAAUACGAGCAACUUGUGCUUCAGGCCAACGCUCUCCGAGAAGAGCUUCACACGGAGAUUGACAGAAUGCUCAACGAUGUCAUCAAGUUCAAGAUUCAUGUCCAAAAGAACCUCGAUGACUACGAGGGCUUUGUAGCAGACGAGCUCGAGAAGGAGCUCGGUAGUGACGAGAUGGGUGAGGAGACUCGACAAAUGGAUAUGUGAUGAGAGCUAUGCAUGAAGCAAUCUUCUGAGACGCUUAUGAUGACGAUUAAUGUUUCGGGCGGCCUUCUGGUUUGUUUUAUGGCGUUUGGCUUCAUGAUUGGUCGACUGAUGGAUGAGUGAGAGCGGUUGGACACAAUCUCGUCUGACUGGUCACUGUCUCAAGUAUACAUACAUGCUCCAUCUCUGGUGGACAUGCUUUUGAUGAACGCGGGUUUGAGCAUUAUGACAUGUUAGUAAUGGUAGAUACCUGGUGGUUUGCUUUGGUGUUUUUAGGAAAGAUACCACGAGGCUAUCCGAUAUAGUUGGCCUUGAUUACGAAAAUUCUAGUUACGGAAAAAGCACAACGAUGUUAUUUCUCGAUUAUCAAUGUUGCAAUA